UAUUAGGUAUGGAAAAAUAUGCUACGCGGGGGGGAGGGAGUUUUGAAUACGGCAUUUAUGGACGACACCUUAUGAUUCAUUUCAGGAUUCUGGGGGAAUCACUCGUAGAAUUCUGGGGAAUACCUUUCGUGAUUCUGACAGAAUUAUUCUCAACGUUCUCAAAAAUUCCAUCCAGGAUUUUAGGGGAAUUUUGGGAGAAUACUUAAAAGGAUUCUGGAGGAAUUCUUCUCAGGAUUCUGAAGGAAUCCUAUCUCCCAGAAUUCUGUGAGAGUAUAUCUCAGGUUUCUUUGGCAUCCCACUCAGUAUUUUGAGGGAAUCUUUCUCAGGCUGGAGUAAUACUUGUUGAUUCUGAACAACCCUUUUUAGGAUUCUGGGUCAUUUUUUUAAGUGUCUUGGGUAAUUCAUCUUAGAAUUCCAAAAACUUUUUUUGUGGGAAUCUCUCUCCCUAUUCGGGAUUCUGGGAUAAUCCCUCAUAGGAUUGUGGAACAUUUUGGGAGAAACCCAAGGGAAAGCUUCUCUUAGAUUUCUGAGACAAUCUAUCACAGGAUUCUGGAAGAAUUCCUCUCGGGACUCUGACACAAUCCGUUUCAGAAAUAUGGAGUAAUCUCUCUCAGGAUUCUAGGAAAUUCCUUAAUAGAAUUCAGCGAGAAUUCCCAACAAGAUACUGGAAGAGUCUUGCUUUCUUUUCUAGAUAAUGUCGCUCAGGAUUCUGGUGUAAUCAUUUUCAGAAUUCUAAAGAAAUCUUUCUCAUAAUUCUAGAGGAACUCCUUUUCAGAAUGCUGGAGCUCUUUAAAGAUUCUGGGGGAAUUUCUCUCAGUUUUACAUGGGAAUACUUCUCAAAGUUCUGGGGAAUCUCAGGAUUUAUCUUUCGAUUCAAAAAUUCAGAAUGCACUGUCUCAACGUUAUUGUUGUGUUAGUGCACGUUCAGAAGAGAGCCUCUCGUUCGAGAGAGAAAAAGGGAAAUUGAAUGCUGUGACAUGAAAGCGAUCGAAGAAUAAAUCAGAACUUGUUUGUACAUCAGUCGAAUCAGUCGUGUUUAGACUAACGUCCAUCUUUAUCCGAAACCUUACCGUUCCGUUUAAGAAUAAGUUAGGACGUUCCUCCGCUUCGUCUCUGUCCGCCUUUUGUAGUUAUAUCAGCUGGCGACGAGAAAAGUACGGAUUAAGUGAAUUCGCGAUAGUGACUCGGUUAAGUGUUUAAUUAUUUCGCCCUACAUUCCCAGUGCUCAGCUUACUCCAUCUGACAGGUCGUUGCGAGAGUGAGUUCGUCGAAAUCAUCGAUCACUCGACGGCCGAAGUUCACUCACGUCGUUCGGUAUCCAUGCAUGAGGUGCGCUGCAUGUGUGAGUGCUAGUGCGGAUAAUUUGUCGGAGUACACACGGGAUAUUUUGUGAGACGGCAAUUGAGCGACCUGCAAUAUCAACAUCAGCAUCAGCCUACUGUUCACUACUACAUACAACCAUACGACAUCUAGUGCAGUGCAGUUGCUGAAUAGAGGGUGCAUCAAUUGUUUAGGCCUGCCUCCAAGGAACGAUCAGCUGAUUCUGAAGAGACUUUCGACGGUGACGUUUGUGCUGAAUUGGUGCCGGCUGCUGUGCAAGAAGUUAACUUUGACCAACUCACAGUGGUGCUUACGACGGUUGAUUUUACCUCUGUUUUCCUGCAUGCAGUUUUGAGUUGCGGCGGCAGCAUUUUUUUGAAGGUGAAGUACUUCAGUGUUCAAGGUACGUGACUUUGUUUUUGUUUGUUUUGGUGAAUUUUGUAUUGUGGCCAAAUUUUGAAACCAAGUGAUAUUUUUGCAGUUCGAUUUAUUUUGUGUUUUUGUUUUAUUUUUCAAUAAAGAAUGUCGGUGUCCACAACCAUUGAGCCAUACCUGCCGAAUUCAAUUCCUUUUGCGCAAUACGUUGAGCAGCUUGAAUACGUGUUCCUCAAUAACAAUGUACCAGAAGAGCGCUACAAGACAUCUUUUCUAGCCGUGUGUGGCGUAACGGUAUUUUCUGAAAUCAAAAAGCUUUUUCCCGGUCAGGACGUUAAAACAUUUGACAAGUGUGAUUCGGAAGUGAUCAAUAGUUACAAGUUUUGGAGCAGAAGGCAGGGUCGAAAUGAAAAAUCGGAGGAUUUUGUGAUAGCGGUAAAGGUUCUAGCAGAACAAUGUGGGUUCGGUACCUUUAAAGAUAGGGCCAUUCGCGAUCUUUUGGUGAUAGGCGUAUAUAACCGUGAGAUUCAGAAGCGUUUGUGCGAUGAGGAUGAUCUAACUGCUGCUAGGGCGGAAAAACUUAUAAUGAAUCACGAAAUUUCUAACAUAAGAACGAGUGUUCUGAAGGAUGAUGAAGAUCAUAAUACUUCGAUAGUCGCUCGUUUGGGUAGGAAGGAAGUUCGCUCUAGUUCAAAACAUAGGUAUCGCGGUAGAAAUAAAAGCGGUAAUCGUAGUGUUUCAUUUUCACCUAGGCAUAAACAAGGAAGAUAUGGGGACCGGAGAUAUGAUUCAGAAAAACCGACAUAUUUUUGCUCUUUCUGUAAGAAAAGCGGCCACACACGCAAGUUUUGCUAUAAGUUACAUGGUAGAGGACAGCAUCAAGCAGAUGUCAAGUUCAUAGGAUCUCCGAAGAAAACCUCUAGCAGUAGCAAAAGUGGGGGAUCAAAUUUUAAAAGACCUUGUUAUACGGAUGAUGAAGACGAAGAGGAUUUACCCUGCAUGACGAUUUCCUCGAUCAAUCGCAUAAACGAAGCCUGUCAUGUAAAGGUGUUAGUGGAGAAACAUACUUUGACAAUGGAGAUUGAUUGUGGAUCUGCAGAGACCGUCAUUUCUGAAGAACUUUUUCUGAGAAAUUUUGGACAGAGACAGCUUUUACCUUGUAACAAGAAACUGGCAGUAAUUGAUGGCAAGAGAUUGAAGGUAUUAGGAAAAAUAAGUGUCUCAGUUCAACUCAAAGGCAAAUUGCAGCAGCUUCACAUGAUUGUGCUUCGUUGUGACAACGAUUUUACUCCUUUGAUGGGCCGCACAUGGUUGGACUGCUUCUAUGCAGGAUGGAGAAAUGUUUUUUCAAAUCCGGGGACUAAGGACGAGAGCAUUAACAAGCUCGACGAGGAAAAUGUGGUCGAUCAGUUGAAAAGUAAGUUUUCAACCGUAUUUGAUGGGGAUUUUUCAUCUCCAAUAGUUGGGUAUGAAGGAGAUCUUGUUUUGAAGGAAGAUAAGCCUAUUUUUAGAAAAGCUUAUGGAGUUCCGCUUAGACUACGAGACAAAGUCAUUGAGCAUUUAGAUUCUUUAGAGAGAGAUGGGGUAAUCACACCGGUAGAAACCAGCGAAUGGGCCUCACCGGUGGUAAUAGUGAUGAAGAAGGAUCAAACCAUCCGUUUAGUGAUCGAUUGUAAAGUUUCCAUAAAUAAAGUAAUAAUUCCAAAUACCUACCCAUUGCCUGUAGCACAGGACCUUUUUGCCUCUCUAUCAGGAUCAAAAGUUUUUUGCUCACUUGACUUGGCUGGUGCUUAUACGCAGCUUUUGUUAUCGCAAGCCUCCAGAAAAUUUAUGGUAAUAAAUACAAUAAAGGGCUUAUAUGUUUACAAUCGUCUGCCACAAGGAGCAUCAUCAAGUGCAUCCAUUUUUCAAAGAGUUAUGGACCAAGUUCUUGGUGGCCUGGACAAUGUGUUUUGUUAUUUGGACGAUGUUUUGAUUGCGGGAACCGACUGGGAGGAUUGUCGAAGAAAACUUUAUUUAGUACUGGAAAGAUUGGCCAAAGCUAAUAUAAAAGUUAAUUUGAAGAAGUGUAAGUUUUUUGUGACGGAAUUGCCAUAUUUGGGACACAUUUUGACGAAUAAAGGGCUGUCUCCGUGUCCUCUAAAAAUUGAAACUAUUCGCGAAGCGAAAGCUCCGCGAAAUGUGUCAGAGCUCAAGGCAUUUUUGGGUUUGCUGAAUUAUUAUUCAAAAUUUAUCCCCAAUCUUUCCUCCCGCAUCCAGUGCCUUUAUGGUCUUUUAAAGAAAAAUGUGAGAUUCCUUUGGACAGACGAAUGUGAACAAACUUUCAAAGACUGCAAGAGUUUUCUCCUUCGACCGUGCCUGUUGGAGUAUUUUGAUCCCACGAAACCAAUUGUUGUCACCACCGAUGCUUCAAGUUACGGAUUAGGAGGAGUGAUGUCGCAUGUCAUUGAUGGAGAAGAGCGCCCUGUUUGUUUCACAUCUUUUAGUCUGAAUGAUGCACAACGGAAGUACCCCAUUUUACAUUUGGAAGCUUUGGCGGUUGUUUGUGCGGUAAAGAAAUUCCAUAAGUUUCUUUUUGGCAUGAGGUUUGUGAUUUACACGGACCAUAAGCCAUUGAUUGGAAUUUUCGGCAAAGAAGGCAAAAAUCAGAUUUCAGUAACACGGCUGCAACGUUACGUCAUUGAGCUUUCUAUUUACGACUAUGAAAUCAUAUACCGCCCCUCUUCCAAAAUGGCAAAUGCAGAUUUUUGUUCACGUUUUCCCCUUGCGCAGCCUGUUCCCAAAGCUUUUGACCGAGAAUUUGUAAAAAGUCUAAACUUCACAGAAACAUUUCCUAUCGACUACAAAGAAAUUGCUAAAGAAACAUUACGAGAUGAGUUUUUGGUGAAAAUCAUGGAAUACCUAAGACAAGGAUGGCCAAACCGUCUGGACAGGAGAUUCAGGGACGUGUACUCGCACCACCAAGAGCUGGAAGAAGUAGAGGGAUGCGUGUUGUUCCAUGACCGUGUUAUUAUUCCAGAUACUUUAAAAUCAAAUGCGUUGAAGCUGCUUCAUAGAAACCAUAGCGGAAUAAACAAAAUGAAACAACUGGCGCGUAGAACGGUGUACUGGUUCGGGAUGAAUAAGGAUGUAGAAGAGUAUGUCGGACGCUGUAGAAUAUGCAAUCAAAUGACUCCGGUUACGAGACCAGCAUCGUAUUCACCAUGGAUUCCGACUAACAAGCCAUUCAGCAGAGUACAUGCAGAUUUUUUUCACCUGGACCACAAAACGUUUCUCGUGAUUGUUGACAGCUACACAAAAUGGAUUGAGCUCGAAUACAUGAAGUGUAGUACGGAUAGCAAAAAUGUCAUCAAAGUUUUCCUCAACGUAUUUGCCAGAUAUGGAUUGCCGGAUGUUUUGGUGACAGACGGUGGACCACCGUUCAAUUCUACGGAUUUCGUUGAUUUUUUUGAAAGACAAGGGGUGAAUGUGAUGAAAAGUCCGCCUUAUCACCCUGAAAGCAACGGGCAGGCAGAGCGCAUGGUUCGUUUAGUGAAAGACGUUUUUAAGAAGUUUCUAAUUGACCCAGACAUGAAGAAGCUGGAAACGGACCUACAAAUAUCUUAUUUCCUAUUAAAUUAUAGAAACACUUGCCAAGAGGAUGGAAGUUGUUUUCCAUCUGAGAGACUCCUUUCAUACAGACCCAAAACACUAUUGGACUUGAUCAAUCCCAAAACUAGUUUUAAACAUAAUUUAAAUAAAAGACAUGAUGACUCUUCACCUACUAGAUCCAUAAGUACUGACCAUUUUAACGACCAGUUCGUUGAUCUUAAGUGCGGUGACCUGAUCUACUAUAAAAACGCUAACAAGAGUGACAUAAGACGAUGGUUACCAGCAACGUAUCUCAAACGAAUUUCUUCGACUGUUUUCCAGAUAUCGCUCGGAGGAAGGUUGAUUACUGCGCACAAACGACAGAUUAAGAUUUCCGACGAUCACAGCCGCAAAACUAGCUCACAUUUUGUAAUACGCGGCGAGAGUGCGCUGGUCAACCCCAGAAAGCGAAGGAGAGAACCGGAUGUCGGAGAGGAGGCCUCCUCCGAUCAAGAGCCUGAUUUUUACGGUUUUCCCGCAGAAUCAUUUAUUUUUAGAGAAGAUUCUCCGAUCGGAGAUCAAAUAGAUAGGCGUGAAAUUAACCAAGAAAUGAAACAAAUUAGAAAAUCAAAUCGAAAUGCUAAGAAAAAACGUAAAGGUGAUUUCCUAUAUUAUUAAGUAUAUUGUAUAAAUCUAAAUGUAUCAAAAUGUUAAAAGAUUUUGAUUUCGAAUGUUUAUUAAAAAUUGAAUUAGAUUUCGUUCUUAAAGGAAGGAGGAGUUGUUGUGUUAGUGCACGUUCAGAAGAGAGCCUCUCGUUCGAGAGAGAAAAAGGGAAAUUGAAUGCUGUGACAUGAAAGCGAUCGAAGAAUAAAUCAGAACUUGUUUGUACAUCAGUCGAA
Messenger RNA from Aedes albopictus (Asian tiger mosquito), 6164 nucleotides. RefSeq lists its product as uncharacterized. Gene Ontology annotation, biological process: DNA integration. The transcript is spliced from 2 exons. Bases 1843 to 5943 code for a protein of 1366 amino acids. Gene Ontology annotation, molecular function: nucleic acid binding. The record is from RefSeq and is a predicted model, not a curated record. Lineage: Eukaryota; Metazoa; Arthropoda; Insecta; Diptera; Culicidae.